AUAUAUACACGCCAGAAUAAUUGAUUUAUAAGUGUAAAAAGCGGAUUAAAAUCACUUAUAAAGUUUUCAAUCACGAAACUAAUUCACUACGUAAUUAAAUAAAUGAAAAACUCACUUUUGUACGCUUAAUAUACAGAAAACACCUUACUUAAAAAAUACUUUAAAAUGCCGGAAAAAUUAUUAAAUCACUCAUUUAGUUGAUUAAUUAGAAAAUAUGGAGUUGGAUUAAUUUUUAAAUAAAUUAAAUUAAGAAAAAAUAAUGGCACGAUUAAUAAUAAUAUAGAGUAAGUGCAUUAAUUGCAGGUGUCCUUGCCAAUCUGGAUUUGGUACUCGAAUUCAGAGAGGAUGUGAUACAAACCUUUAAUGAAGCAAUUACCCAUUCGCCUGUGUUAUGCCAGAGUUAAAAGGUUGCUCUAUUGCACUUUCCAUUAUUUUUUUGUUCCCUUUCAUUGAUUUUUACCUUCAUGGAUCCAUCUUUAGUUUCUUCCCUCUUAUUGAUGUUUAGUCUAUGUGCGGGUGGACAUAUCAUGAAUGAAGUGGAAAGGCUGAGACUUCAAUAUCCAGAAAAUGAAUUGCUGUUACAGAAAUUACAGAAUGAGACUUAUGAAAUUAUUAAUCCCAUUCAGAUGAAACAGCAUCUCAAACUUGGAAUAUCCACAAAAUAUACCUCACACAAUACUUCCGAGAAACAUUAUCAACAAACUACCUUGCUGAUAAAAGCGUUUAAUUACGACUUUCGCCUGGAAUUAGAAAUAAACAAAUACCUACUCUCCCCGAAUUUAAUUUAUAAAACAUACUUACCGGAUGGAGUAGUGCAUUCAUCACAGUCUAUAGAAAAUUGCUAUUAUCAUGCAACUAUAAAAGAUUAUCCGGAUGCCGUAGCUGCUUUAAGAACCUGCGAUGGGAUCAGCGGUAUCAUCUACUUGCAAAAUGAUACUCUAGCCAUUCAUCCAUUUUAUGGAGGUGAUCUUUCGAUCAGACAUCCUCAUGUUAUAUAUCAUUUGCCACCUGAUACAGACACAGUCAAACUAUGCGAUAUCAAUGGAGUUGAAGAAGUGAAUACAAACGAUACAGACGAAGGAAAUCUAACUGAGACUGCCAGAACUCGAAGAAAUAUUCAAGAAUUAAUUAAAUAUAUCGAAGUGGGUAUAGUCAUCGAUAAAAUUACGUUUAACAUGAAAAAUGGCAUACAUUCUGCAGUAAUCGGUGAUAUUAUUCAAUCGGUAAAUUACGUCGAUCUGUUUUAUAAAAAAAUGAAUACUCGGCUGUCGAUAGUAUAUGUUGAAACUUGGAACGAUAAUGAUUACGUAGACACGGAAAGCCCUCUUCAGAGCAUAAUGAAUAAUUUUAUUAAUUAUGCAACUGAUAAAUUAUCAACAAUCAAUAGAGAUGUUAUGCUUUUUGUUACAGGCCACGAAAUUCAAGAAGAAAAACUGGGAAUAUGUACUCCACGUAGUAUUUGUACUGAUCAAUCUGCUAUUAUAUUACAAGGCAGAACCGAUACUCACAUAAUUGCCGGAACUACAGCUCAUUUGUUAGGACAUACCCUAGGAAUAAACCAUGAUUCAGCUGACUGUAUUUGCGAAGAUUGGUGGAGGGGAUGCAUUAUGGAAGAAACAUUAACAAAUAGUACCAGAUCCCAUUUUUCUUCAUGCAAUCUUGAAACGUACCUUAAUAUUUUACAGAAUAACGAAGCCAUCUGCCUUUUCAAUAAGCCAUAUCCGUUAGAAAAUAUUCCAUUUUGUGGCAAUGGAAUCAUAGAAACUGAUGAAGAUUGUGACUGCGGUAGCAUUCAAGAUUGUUUGGAUAACGAGCCAUGUUGCAAUCCUAUUACCUGUAAGUUAAAGCAUGGAGCUGAAUGUUCUCUUGGAGAAUGUUGCUAUAAUUGCAAAUUAAAGCCAAAAGGGCACCUUUGUCGGAAAUCCGUCUCGGAAUGCGACAUACCAGAAUAUUGUGAUGGAGUUCAUGGAAAAUGUCCCACAGAUAUUUAUCAAAAAAAUGGAAAAUUAUGUGGAGAUGGUGAGAAUUACUGUUAUCUGGGAACGUGUCCUUCACCACGAUCUUUAUGCGAACACAUAUGGGGAUACAAUUCUUAUCCUGCCGAUGACAUAUGUUUUGACCGUCUAAAUGUUCAAGGAGGACUUGGUGGACAUUGUGGAAGAGAUGGACAUGGAGGAUACAAGAAAUGUCUACCAGAGAAUGUAAAAUGUGGAGCACUUCAAUGCCAGAAAGGACUUUAUAAUAAACCUUUAAUGGAGCCAGAUACUGAAUUUACUUCUGCAGAAUUUACAAAUAAUGGAAGCAUUUCCAAAUGCAAAUUAAUGCAAGGGAAUGAAAGUACAGACAUAUGGACUAUAGUGCCGGAAGGGUCAAAAUGUGGCGAAAAUAAGGUUUGCAUUAAUGGAAACUGCACCAAAUUAGAUGAUGUUGUUGACAAGUGUCCAUCAGAUAACAACAAAACAUGUUCUGGACAUGGGAUAUGUUCGACAAUUGAUACUUGCUAUUGCAACGAAGGAUGGACCUAUUUCGACUGCAGCGUACAGGUUGAUUCCGGAAAAAUUCCAAUACAAGUGAACGUAGAUAAUUCGAGAUCUUGGCUCAAAAAAUUAAGUGUCCAGAUAGUAAAUUUUGGAGACACUCCAUUACUUGAUAUUCCACAGCCAAUAUUGGUCAUAACACUUGUAAUAAUAGCUGGACUUUUUGUUUUUCUAAUAGCAAUAUACAUUGUAAGUCAAAAUCGGAUCCAACAACCGACAGAACAAAAGAUUUUUACCGAAAGUCAAAGAGAACAAACUACACCUAUAAAUAAUUUAUAAAUUAUAUAUUAGAAUAUGGAUAAA
Molecule: messenger RNA, 2840 nt
Organism: Centruroides sculpturatus (bark scorpion)
Lineage: Eukaryota; Metazoa; Arthropoda; Arachnida; Scorpiones; Buthidae
Product: zinc metalloproteinase-disintegrin-like atrolysin-A
Exons: 26
Coding region: 465-2816 (783 amino acids)
Biological process (GO): membrane protein ectodomain proteolysis
Molecular function (GO): metalloendopeptidase activity
Source: RefSeq, a predicted model, not a curated record